Ctenopharyngodon idella (grass carp) is the source of this 5376-nucleotide messenger RNA. It is a transcript of the gene pds5b, whose product is annotated as PDS5 cohesin associated factor B. Gene Ontology annotation, biological process: DNA repair; mitotic sister chromatid cohesion. NCBI's taxonomy places the organism in Eukaryota, Metazoa, Chordata, Actinopteri, Cypriniformes, Xenocyprididae. The record is from RefSeq and is a predicted model, not a curated record. Gene Ontology annotation, cellular component: nucleus; chromatin. Bases 368 to 4597 code for a protein of 1409 amino acids. The transcript is spliced from 35 exons.
CCACACUCCGACCUGCUAAGCGACUCGAACGCUCGUUUAUGCACUGGCCAUUUACAUUACUAUAAUAGUAGUUUAUUUAUUUUUCCAAACAAAUACCGCGAAUAUAGCCACAAAAAACACAGCCAUGCCCUUAAAUAAAUAAGCUCGAGUGGAGGAGGGGAGUGAAGGGUCUGUAUUGAGCGGAGCUGCACUGACUGUUGCAGAUAGGGACAAAUUGGCGCCAUUUUGAAGCCGACAGGAGGAUCACAGUGGUGGGAGAAGCGAGUGGAGCGCGCACUUUUUCCAAAAAGAAAAAGCAGUGAAGGAGCACAAAGACAUCAGCCGAGAAAGUCAACCUGCUGUCAGAGUCGAUCACUGAUUGGAGAGCAUGGCUCACUCCAAGAAUCGAGCCACGGACGGCAAAAUCACCUACCCGCCGGGGGUGAAGGAGAUCUCCGAUAAGAUCUCCAAGGAGGAGAUGGUUCGGAGACUGAAGAUGGUGGUGAAAACCUUCAUGGACAUGGACCAGGACUCAGAGGAGGAGAAGGAACUCUAUCUGAACUUGGCCUUGCAUCUCGCCUCAGACUUUUUCCUCAAACACCCAGACAAAGAUGUCAGACUGCUCGUGGCCUGCUGUCUUGCAGAUAUAUUUCGCAUCUAUGCCCCCGAGGCACCGUACACAUCACCCGAUAAACUUAAGGAUAUUUUCAUGUUCAUAACUCGACAGCUGAAAGGGUUGGAGGACACUAAGAGUGCCCAGUUUAAUCGAUAUUUUUAUCUACUGGAGAACAUCGCUUGGGUGAAGUCCUACAACAUCUGCUUUGAAUUGGAGGACAGUAAUGAGAUCUUUACUCAGCUCUAUAGGACGCUGUUUCAAGUGAUCAACAAUGGACACAACCAAAAAGUCCACAUGCAUAUGGUGGAUCUCAUGAGCUCAAUUGUCUGCGAGGGCGACUCUGUCUCACAGGAACUCCUGGAUACUGUUCUGGUUAACCUGGUCCCAGCACACAAGAAUCUCAACAAGCAAGCGUACGAUCUGGCCAAAGCAUUGCUGAAGAGAACCGCUCAGGCCAUAGAGCCAUACAUUACCAACUUUUUUAACCAGGUGCUGAUGCUGGGGAAGACUUCAGUCAGUGAUCUGUCAGAACAUGUCUUCGACCUAAUCCUGGAGCUCUACAACAUCGACAGCCAUCUACUGCUGUCCGUCCUGCCACAGCUCGAGUUCAAGCUCAAGAGCAACGAUAACGACGAACGCCUGCAAGUUGUGAAGCUCCUGGCCAAGAUGUUUGGUGCGAAGGAUUCAGAGCUCGCUUCACAGAACAAACCUCUCUGGCAGUGCUACCUUGGGAGGUUUAAUGACAUCCACGUCCCUGUUCGACUGGAAUGCGUGAAGUUUGCCAGCCAUUGCUUGAUGAACCAUCCAGACCUGGCAAAAGAUCUCACUGAGUAUUUGAAAGUAAGGUCACAUGACCCAGAGGAGGCAAUUCGACAUGACGUCAUUGUGUCCAUUGUGACUGCUUCCAAAAAGGACCUCUCUCUCGUCAAUGAUCACCUGCUGAACUUUGUGAGGGAGAGGACUUUAGAUAAGCGGUGGCGGGUCCGUAAGGAGGCUAUGAUGGGCCUGGCUCAGAUCUAUAAGAAGUACUCCUUACAGGCGGAGGCCGGCAAAGAGGCAGCCAAGCAGAUCUCCUGGAUCAAAGACAAACUGCUCCACAUUUACUACCAGAACAGCAUCGACGACCGGUUGCUUGUGGAGAGGAUCUUCGCCCAAUAUCUUGUGCCUCACAAUCUAGAGACUACAGAGCGAAUGAAGUGUCUGUAUUACUUGUACGCCACAUUGGAUGGAAAUGCUGUCAAAGCUCUGAAUGAAAUGUGGAAGUGUCAGAACAUGCUGAGACACCAUGUCAAAGAUCUUCUGGAUCUUGUAAAACAGCCAAAAUCUGACUCUUACAACAAGGCCGUGUUCUCAAAGGUCAUGGUUAUCACAAGAAACCUGCCAGACCCGGGCAAGACGCAGGACUUUGUGAAGAAGCUCGCUCAGGUUCUAGAGGAGGACGAGAAGAUCAGAAAGCAGCUGGAGACUCUCGUGAGCCCAUCCUGCUCGUGUAAGCAGGCUGAGGUCUGCGUGAAAGAAAUCACCAAAAAACUGGGCAGCCCUAAACAGCCCAGCAACCCUUUCCUAGAGAUGGUGAAGUUUUUAUUGGAGCGGAUAGCACCCGUUCAUAUCGACACAGAAUCUAUCAGUGCACUUAUCAAACAGGUAAACAAAUCAAUAGAAGGAACUGCUGAUGAUGAAGAUGAGGGAGUCCCGACCGAGCAAGCGAUCAGAGCCGGCCUGGAGCUGCUGAAGGUCCUGUCCUUCACCCACCCUGUGUCGUUCCACUCUGCCGAGACCUUCGAGUCUUUGCUGGGCUGCCUGAGGAUGGACGAUGAGAAGGUUGCAGAGGCCGCACUGCAGAUCUUCAAAAACACUGGCAGCAAACUGGAGGAGAGCUUCCCACACAUCAAAUCAAUCCUGUUACCAGUACUGCAGCAGAAAGCAAAGAAGGGUCCUCCUCGCCAGGCCAAAUAUGCCAUCCACUGUAUCCAUGCCAUGUUCACCAACAGAGACACACACUUUGCACAGAUAUUUGAGCCUCUGCAUAAGAGUCUAGACACAGACAACAUGGAACAGCUCAUCACCCCUUUAACGACGCUGGGACACCUGGCUAUGCUGGCCCCAGAACAGUUUGCAGCUCCGCUCAAAUCUUUAGUGGCCAAUUUCAUCGUUAAAGACCUGCUAAUGAACGACCGGAUUCCUGGCAAGAAAACCACCAAGCUGUGGGUCCCAGAUGAUGAAGUCUCUCCUGAAACAUUGGCUAAGAUUCAGGGUCUGAAACUGAUGGUCAGGUGGCUGCUCGGUGUGAAGAACAACCAGAGUAAAUCUGGCAACUCCACUCUGAGAAUGCUGACGGCUAUCCUGAGCAGCGAUGGCGAUCUGACGGAGCAGGGCAAGAUGGGGAAGCCGGACAUGUCUCGUCUGCGGCUGGCAGCCGGCUGUGCGAUUCUUCGUCUUGCUCAGGAGCCGUGCUAUCAUGAGAUCAUCACCCUGGAGCAGUACCAGCUCUGCGCCCUCGUCAUCAACGACGAGUGCUACCAGGUGCGUCAGGCCUUCGCCCAGAAGCUGCACAAAGGUCUGUGCAGAUUGCGUCUGCCACUGGAGUACCUGGCCGUGUUCACGUUGUGUGCCAAAGACCCGGUGAAGGAGCGCAGGGCGCAUGCCCGUCAGUGCCUGGUCAAAAACAUCAACUUGCGCAGGGAAUACCUGAAACAGCAUGCAGCAGUCAGUGAGAAGCUGAUAUCACUCCUGCCGGAGUAUGUGGUGCCAUAUGCAAUUCACCUUUUGGUCCACGACCCAGACUAUGUGAAAGUCCAGGACAUUGAGCAGCUCAAAGACAUCAAAGAGGCUUUAUGGUUUGUUUUGGAAAUCCUAAUGGCCAAAAAUGAAAACAACAGCCAUGCGUUUAUCCGGAAAAUGGUGGAAAACAUAAAACAGACAAAAGAUGGACAGUGUCCGGACGAUGCCAAGAUCAAUGAGAAACUGUACACGGUGUGCGAUGUAGCCAUGAACAUCGUCAUCUCCAAGAGCACCACAUACAGUCUAGAGUCGCCUAAAGAUCCUGUACUGCCUGCACGCUACUUCACACAACCUGACAAGAAUUUCAGUAACACGAAAAACUAUCUGCCUCCCGAGAUGAAGUCGUUCUUCACCCCAGGAAAGCCUAAGGCAGCAAAUGUGCUGGGCGCCGUGAACAAACCCCUGUCCGCCACAGGAAAACUGCAGACCAAACUCUCACGCAUGGAGACCAUCAGCAACGCCAGCAGCAACUCCAACCCCAGCUCCCCCGGCCGCAGUAAAGGACGACUGGACUCGGCUGAUGUGGACCACAGUGAGAAUGAAGACAUUUCAAUGAAGAGCCCAUCUGAGACAGAAAAGCCCAGCAGGGGGCGCAAGCGAGGCGCUGCAGCCAACCAAGACGACAAGGGCCAGGAGUCCAAACCCAAGCGGGGCCGGAAGAAAGCAGCCAACACGAGCACUGAUGAUGCUGAGGACCAGUGGGGCGAGGACAGCAGCAUGGCAGAGACGACCAUGGAGACCGAAGACGAACAGAACAGCCCACCCAAGAGGGGGCGGCGAGGACGGCCCCCCAAAUCAGCAGCCGCAAAGGAUGAGACACCCGGCAAGGGCAGGAGGGGUCGCAGGAAGACUGCUCCACCUGUAGAUGAGGAGAAUGAGGAAGAGCAGCAAGAGGAAGAGGAGGAGGAUGAGGAGGAUGCAGGAAGUGAGAAUAUGGAGGUGAAGCCCAAAGGCAGGCGAGGACGGAAACCAAGAGCGGAGGUAUCAGAGGCCGCCAGCGAUUCUGUGGAAUCCACACCUCAGAAAAGGAGAGGACGACCUCCAAAGUCACUGACAGCAGCUAGGAAAGCCAGUGGUGGGAGAUCAAGAGCUGCCGCCAACCAGGAAGAGGAGUCUGACGAGGAGAUGGACACAGCCCAACAGAGUGAAGAGGAAGAGGAUGAGUCAGUGGACGCUUCACCUAAAGUGCGACGGAAGGUUGGAAGAAGGGACCGAAGAUGAGAGCUUACAGAGACAAAAUGCAAGAUUGAUUGGAGAUUUACUAUACGUGAGGAAAAAGUCCCAAAAAGAGGAAUGAACUUCUGGAAAGUUUGGACUUUUUGGAGCCAUGCAUUUGCUUCAGCUGUAUUUUGCCGUCUUUUUCUGCCGUAUGCUUCUGCCCCACCUAUCCACCAUGACUCGUGGUUCGUUUUCCAUUUGUUAUGUGUGCCGACCAUGUGAUCUUAAUCUUAUGAGAAAGAAAGUGUAAAUAGUUUUUGGGCUCUUACUUUACCCCCACCCAAGGUUAGGGAGGCAACUUGUAUAGCUUUUACCUCCAGCUUUAAAUAUAUUGCACCAGCUGAUCUGUCCAAGUAAAAGAAAAAAAAAUCUGAAAAACUUUUAGCAGUACUGUAUGUGUCCUGUGUGUCUUCUGUAUAUCAUUCUGUACUGUGCUACACAAAUAACCAUUUUGUAGUUCCUUUUUUUUUUUUAUUUGUUCGUCAUUUUAUCCUUUCCUUUUUUAACCCUACUCAUUUGUGUAAUUCUUGUGUGCAUAUGGUUGUGCAUGUGCAAAUGUGCCUCUGCAGAUAAAAGAAACACUGGUCUGACGAUAAAUUCAUGUAUUUGUUACAUUUUACAGCCCAGUAUUGAUUUUAUCAGUGUUUGAAAGGGGGAGGAGAUGGUACAGAGCAUUGGUUUUAAUAUUGGCUGUGUUGGGAAACAUUUGAAGAUUCUUCCCCCCCCACCACCAAAAUCAGUUUUUCAGUCUGCUGAACCAAUAAAAUAUUCUGUAUAAAUAA